Molecule: messenger RNA, 3829 nt
Organism: Epinephelus fuscoguttatus (brown-marbled grouper)
Lineage: Eukaryota; Metazoa; Chordata; Actinopteri; Perciformes; Serranidae
Gene: trim46a
Product: tripartite motif containing 46a
Exons: 12
Coding region: 23-2386 (787 amino acids)
Molecular function (GO): zinc ion binding; protein binding
Source: RefSeq, a predicted model, not a curated record
GGGACGCUGGCAUCGUGGAGGCAUGGCAGAAGCAGAGUUACAAACCUUUACCUCUAUCAUGGACGCGUUGGUUCGCAUUAGUUCCAACAUGAAGAGCAUGGAACAGGAGCUGCAUUGCCCGGUGUGUGAUGAGAUGGUGAAGCAGCCCAUCCUUCUGCCAUGCCAGCACAGUGUGUGUCUACUAUGUGCGGCAGAGGUGUUGGUACAAAGAGGUUAUCCUCCUCCAGACCUCCCUCCAGAGCCCAAUUCACCUGCCUCCACACCCAACACACGCUCCCCACGACAGGCACGAAGACCCACACCCAGGACCCCUGACCGCCUGGAGCGGGUCCUCAGAACAGUGUGCGGGACAUACCCAGGGCGGAGGCGGAAGGACACGUCCCUUCCCCCCAUGUUGUUUCCAUGUCCUUCCUGCCAGCAGGACAUAGAGCUCGGCGAGAGAGGCCUGACAGACUGCCUUCGCAACCUCACACUUGAGCGGAUUGUGGAGAGGUACAGGCACACAGUGAGUCUGGGCAGCGUAGCCAUCAUGUGCGGUUUCUGUAAGCCUCCUCAGUCUCUGGAGGCCACUAAGGGUUGCGCUGACUGCAAGUCCAACUUCUGCAAUGAGUGUUUUAAGCUCUACCACCCUUGGGGAACCCCCCGAGCUCAGCACGAACACAUUCUACCCACCAACAACUUUAGGCCAAAGGUCCUAACAUGCACAGAGCAUGAGCAGGAGAGAAUGCAGUGGUACUGCCGUAACUGCCAGAGGUUACUGUGCCCACUUUGUAAGCUUCGUCGUGUCCACCAUGGACACAAAGUGUUGCCCAUAGCACAGGCCUACCAGGCCCUUAAGGAAAAGGUGACCAAGGAAGUCAACUUUAUCCUGGCCAACCAGGAGACAAUACAGGGCCAGAUCACUCAACUGGAAGCUGCCAUCAAACAGAUGGAGGCGAACAGCGCAGUGGCUCUGCAUCAGCUGACUCACUGCAUCCGAGAGCUGGGAGCGGCUGUGGCAGAGCGUCAGGGGGCUUUGGCUCUGGCCCUGGAGGGAUCUCGCAACAGGAGGGAGGAUGCUCUGUCUGCCCAGGUCUCAGAGAGGCGGAGCCUGCUGGAGCAUGCGGGCCUGAUGGCCUACACGCAGGAGCUGCUGAAGGAGACCGAUCAACCCUGCUUUGUGCAGGCCGCCAGAAUCACUCACAGCAGGCUGGUGAAGGCGAUAGAAAACCUCCAGUGUUUCACUCUUUCAGCUGAUCCCUCCUUCAGACACUUUCACCUAGAUGCAUCCAAAGAAGUCGAGCUCAUCAGCAGCUUGGGUUUCAUACGUGCCCCACUGGCUCCAGUCAUUGACACUCAAAAGACACUUGCUUAUGACCAGCUGUUUCUAUGCUGGCGCCUCCCUCAGGACUCGGCCCCAGCUUGGCAUUUCUCUGUCGAAUACCAGCGACGAGCAGGGGGUGCUGCAGCCACGUGGGGCGGCACCAGAUCCCCUAAUGCAGCGGUAGCGUGGCUGCGUCUGGAUGAAGUGAGAGGGACCAACGCUGUGGUCGAUCGGCUGCAGAUGGACAGCGUGUAUGUGCUCAGGGUGAGAGGCUGCAAUAAGGCCGGGUUUGGAGAGUACAGUGAAGAAGUUUACCUCCACACUCCACCGGCACCUGUGUUGAGUUUCUCCUUGGACUCACGCUGGGGGUUGCACGCUGACAGGCUGGCACUGGGUAAAGGCCAAACCUACGCCCGCAGCGUGCCAGGUCUCUCCCUCCUGCAGGCUGCCGACCGCACGCUCACAUCGUGCCACUUGACUUCGGACCUGCUGGUGGCUGACGUAGCUGUGACUCAAGGCAAACACUACUGGGCAUGCUCUGUGGAGCCUGGGUCCUAUGUGGUGAAGGUGGGAGUAGGGCAGGAGACUAAGCUACAAGAGUGGUUUCAUCUCCCUCAAGACAUGGCCAGCCCUCGCUGCGACCCAGACAGCGGCCAUGACAGUGGGGCAGAGGACGGCCAGGACGCUCCACCCUUCUGUUUCCUCACAAUGGGCAUGGGCAAGAUCCUUCUUCCUCAAGGACAUGGUCACACUCAGAGCCAGGCGGACAGCCAGAGCCAGGGGGCAAUGCACUCCCACAGUAGCAGCCAUAGCAGCAUGCCUCACCCUCACACUGCUCCUCUGCCACCCCGACUGGGAGUGUGUCUGGACUGUGACAAAGGACGAGUCACCUUCUAUGAUGCCCACUCGUUGCGGAUCCUGUGGGAGGGACACAUAGACUGUUCGGCCCCAGUGUGCCCGGCCUUCUGCUUCAUCGGUGGAGGGGCCCUGCAGCUGCAGGACCUUGUGGCCAAUCGGAGCAUCGAGGAGCCGCCACCUCGGAGGGUAACUAUCCAAACACGUGCGACGAAUCUCAGCAAAUAAGUUGCGGUGUGACAGCAGUUUAUGGGCACAGUUCACUGAGGGAUCAAAGUUUUUCUCAUGUCUGUAAAAGGUGGUUUGACUUCAGUUGAUGAUUAAUUGCCUUGUUCCUGUAAAACUUUGACAUUUGACUGAACUGUCACUGCUGACUAUGGUUCCAUUUUUCUUCUCAGUGUGAUCACAGAGAUCUGAAUAUAAAUAUCCGAUGUUCUUUUGCAUUUGCACUUGGCCUGUAUAUCAAAUCUCUUUUUUCGCUUUUUGUUUUUCCUGCUUUCCUCUGGGUUUUGCAAUGCUCCUAUGGACAUUACGGCUGACGCGAUUUUAGACUAUGCAGAAUUCUGUUCGUGAAACACCUUUAUAACAGGUUUAAAAAAAAAACUGUUUGCAAUGUUAGAAAAAAAUCUGCCCUCCUUUUACACUUGUCUUUAUUUGUCCCAGAACAUGACUGGACAACAAGAGUCGCAUGCAAGUGUAACUAGGAUUCAUAACUUACGUAUAUGCAGGUAAUUGUCACCUUGUAAGAGCACCUCAGAUGUACUGUAUGUCUAAUUUUAUAUCUUCAUUUUUUAUGUAGCCUCAACAGAUGUUAACGACGUGUAUAUAAUUCAGAAUUACAGAAUGUGGAUAUUCUUCAGUUGUUGAAUCAUAAAAGUUCUGCUGGCUCACGUCAGGAUCACAUGUUUCGGUGUAUAAACAGUCCAGGGAGGUAUUUUAUAUAGUCGCUGUUUUGCAUUUCAAAAAAGGCUCGUGUGGCAUUUCGGCUGGGUAAACACACUCACAGUUGCCUCGAUGUUUUCAGAAGAGAUAUCAAAGUAAAAAACGGUCCUGAAGAAUACUGUUCUCAUAAUGCUGUUUGACUUAACGUGAAUACAUUUCAGUGUUUUACAUUUUGACAGACGUUAAAAAAGCCGAUGGCCUACUUGUCCAGUAUUAAACUGUGGUGUUUGAGUAAUUUGCACAUACAUAUUAAUGAUGAGACGUUAAAGGAAGUGGGUGGAUGAAGUAGGCUGAUGAGAAAAGGUCUAUUUUAUGAGCUCUGGUUGACUUUAACGUUGUUUUUCCCACUGCGACUGACAGUAGCUCAUUUACCUAUCAGCUGAUUCAGAGUUAUGCUAGGGGAAUGUAAGAGCCCAGUGAUGUAUCAUGUCAGUGCAAAAGAUUGUCUAUAUUGUAAUAUUUUCAAAUCAACUGGCUCCGACUGUAUUUUGAUAUAUGACGUGAUUUUCUGGUGUGUGAAUGUGUGUGUGAACUCUGGCUGUGACUCUCAUGCUCACUGUGUGUCCCGUCUUGAACGACGUGUUUAGACUCCUCUACUUGUGUUACAGCACAGCACUUGAAUGACUUUAGACUGUAGCAUCCUGGAAAGUCAGAAACUCUUCAUUUAGACUUCGCCUUGGCUGGCAGAAUGUUUCUAUCAUGUCAUGAGAAAAACAAUAAAUGACUGAU